UCGGUUUUGUAUCACUCACUAGGUGCUUCCAGCGAUAUCACAGUAUUGGAUCAUUCUCGAUUUGUCUGGUACAAAGAGAGUUGAAAUAAGACAAAUUAAAAAAAGCCAAACUCACAGCUUCAUACCUAAAUCGACAAAAUGGCUCCAAGCAUCGCUACCGUUCUCACCUCUCUCCUCGCCCUUGCCCCGUUGGGAGCAGUCGCAAGCCCUUUGAAUUUAUGGCGACCUUCUGCAACUGCGACGACUUCUUCAGAUUCUUCAGCCACUUCAGACGUCGGUAAAUUAAUAGGUGACACUAUAACCAACGCUGUGGCCGCCUUUGUCAGCAACCCAGGUGCAAAAGAUAUAGUUCCCAACUCAUACAUCGUCGUCUACCACAAGAACUAUACCGACGAUGAAAUCGACCAACACCAAGCGUCUGUUAAGGUAGCCGUCAAGAAGCGCAACCUGAACAAGCGUGGGCUUGCCGGUCAGCUCCUCUCCACAAGAGUCCGUACAUUCGCCAUGUCAGGCUGGCGUGCUAUGGCCCUAGACUCGGAUGAUCUCAUGAUGAGUGAGAUGAACAACUUGUCUAUGGUCAAGUACGUCGAGGCCAACACCUAUGUCAAGUCCUCCCGCCUCGUGAACCAGGGAAACGCACCUACUGGUCUAACCCGUCUAAGCCAUGCUAAGGCUGCAGGACAGGGCUACGUGUUUGACGAUGCAGCUGCUGGCGAGGGUAUCACGGCGUACAUUGUUGAUACCGGUAUUAUGGUAACGCACGAGGAUUUCCAGGGACGAGCUGUUAUGGGUUUCAAUGCCGUUGAGGAAGAAGAGGCUACGGAUUUGAACGGUCACGGUUCUCACGUAGCAGGUACAGUCGGCGGUGCUACAUUCGGAGUGGCGAAGAAAGUGCAGUUGGUUGGCGUCAAGGUCCUAGAUGCCCAAGGUGGUGGUACUAACGCCGAUGUGAUCGACGGUCUCAACUUUGUUGGUUCGGACGCUAAGAAGGGAAAGUCUGUGAUGAACAUGUCUCUUGGUGGACCCGCUUCUCAGGCCGUCAACGACGCCAUUGAGCGCCUCUUUUCCAAUGGUGUUGUUCCGGUUGUCGCCGCCGGAAAUGAGGCUCAGGAUGCCACCAAUGUCUCCCCCGCAAGCAGCCCCAAUGCCAUCACUGUCGGUGCCAUCGACCAGACCAAUGACCAACGCGCUAGCUUCAGCAACUUCGGUAGCUUUGUCGAUGUCUAUGCUCCUGGUGUCGACGUCGAGAGUGUCGGUAUUUCUAGCAACAACGCUACUGAGACACUGAGCGGUACUUCCAUGGCAUCCCCGCAUAUCACCGGUCUCGCGGCCUACCUUAUGUCCCUCGAGGGCCUCACUGAUGCUACUGCCGUUUCGGACCGCAUCAAGGAACUGGGUGCUGCUACAGGUGCCACUGUCGGACGGAAUGUCAAGGGCACCACCAAUGUCAUCGCCAACAACGGCAACCUAUAAUUCAGUGCGUGAUGUUCUGCACGUCUGAUUCCCGGAGUGCUUCGAUUCAAAGUUGGAGGACCUCACCCUAUCGCUUUCUACACGUACCUCAUCCCAGCACACAUUAUUGUCAGCAUCUAGCGAAGCAUGAAUUC
Molecule: messenger RNA, 1607 nt
Organism: Daldinia loculata
Lineage: Eukaryota; Fungi; Ascomycota; Sordariomycetes; Xylariales; Hypoxylaceae
Product: subtilisin-like protein
Exons: 3
Coding region: 139-1473 (444 amino acids)
Biological process (GO): proteolysis
Molecular function (GO): serine-type endopeptidase activity
Source: RefSeq, a predicted model, not a curated record